Triticum aestivum (bread wheat) is the source of this 321-nucleotide messenger RNA. RefSeq names its product thioredoxin H5-like. Bases 1 to 321 code for a protein of 106 amino acids. Lineage: Eukaryota; Viridiplantae; Streptophyta; Magnoliopsida; Poales; Poaceae. The record is from RefSeq and is a predicted model, not a curated record. The transcript has 3 exons.
AUGGGGGAGGUGAUCGCGAUCCACAGCCUUGAGGAGUUGGCUACCGUCAGCAGAAACAAGUUGGUGGUGGUUUACUUCAGUGCAACAUGGUCCGAGCCAUGCCGCCUCAUUUCUCCAGUCUUCCAUGACCUUGCCAAGAAGCUUACAAAUGUUACUUUCCUAGAGGUUGAUGUUGAUGAAAUCAAGUUACUUUCUCUCAAAUUCAAUGUUUCGAUCAUGCCGACGUUCGUGUUUGUUAAGGAACGAGUGCUCGUGGACCAGGUUUCCAGAGCUUCGAAGGAUGAGCUGGAAAACAAGAUUGAGAAACACAUGAUUGCGUAG